Brettanomyces bruxellensis is the source of this 627-nucleotide messenger RNA. RefSeq lists its product as uncharacterized. The coding region runs from base 1 to 627 and encodes 208 amino acids. The record is from RefSeq and is a predicted model, not a curated record. The transcript has a single exon. Lineage: Eukaryota; Fungi; Ascomycota; Pichiomycetes; Pichiales; Pichiaceae.
AUGACCCUCCGCAGAAGAAAAUCUCCCGUCAACGAAAUAAUGGACGAUUUCUUCUUCCCAGAAAAAAAUACCUACUCCUAUUUGGCACCAGCAAAAAAGAACCGCUUGGAAAGAAUCCUUCUCCCGUUUCUAUCGCUUCUUCAUUUAAUUCAAAAAUUGUUUCCCUCAUCCUGGAAAUUUAAUCUUCAUCUGAAUCCCUACCGCACACUUCGGCAAAAGUUAAAACUGAGAAAUGCAUACGCCUCUAUCAGAAGAAAUGUGUUCAAAGAUCCUCGGUACAACUAUGCCGCCUACAUCGAUCAGUUUCAGGAUACAGAGAAUCAGGAUAAUGCCGAUUCUUGGGAAACUAGCUUGACAAACCAUUCUGACCGCAGUGCUAAUGAUAUACAGGAUUCUAGCUCAUUCUAUGAAGAUUAUAAUUCAUUUCUAGCCGAUACCACUCCUGGUCACGAAACUGAAACAGACCGCUUUCCCGCCGGAAGAAGAAAUCCCUACCUCUUUCAUUCGAUCUUCAACUCUCACUUUUUUCGUGGAAUAAGUUUAAAGCCACUUGCAGAUACAAGUUUGGAAAUGGUCUGCAAUUUUCAAGAUAUUUUUCAGUACGAUCACAUUCGGAUCGCCGCGUGA